Molecule: messenger RNA, 6323 nt
Organism: Zalophus californianus (California sea lion)
Lineage: Eukaryota; Metazoa; Chordata; Mammalia; Carnivora; Otariidae
Gene: PCDHB5
Product: protocadherin beta 5
Exons: 1
Coding region: 139-2526 (795 amino acids)
Biological process (GO): homophilic cell-cell adhesion
Cellular component (GO): plasma membrane
Molecular function (GO): calcium ion binding
Source: RefSeq, a predicted model, not a curated record
GGCAGUUAUCUUCAGAGAGGACAUCAUUCUAGGGCGAGUCAGUCAGAAAUAUCUAAAUCGAGGUUAUUUAACCAAAUCAUCUGGGUUGAUUGUAUACAGAGUUAAAGAAACUGCACCUUCUUGAAUUGGGUCUGAACAAUGGAGACUGCGCUAGCAAAAACGCCACAGAAAAGGCAAGUUAUCUUUCUUGCUAUAUUGUUGCUUUUGUGGGAGGCUGGCUCUGACGCAAUUAGGUAUUCCAUGCCGGAAGAAACAGAAAGUGGCUCCUUUGUGGCCAACCUGGCUAAAGACCUGGGGCUCAGUGUGGGGGAGUUAGCUACUCGGGGCGCGCGAAUCCAUUACAAAGGAAACAAACAGGUCUUGCAGCUGGAUAUAGAAACCGGGAAUUUGCUGCUAUAUGGAAAACUAGACCGGGAGGUGCUUUGCGGGGCUACAGAUCCCUGUAUAUUAUAUUUCCAGUUAUUACUGGAAAACCCGGUGCAGUUUUUUCAGGCUGAUCUGCAACUUACGGAUAUAAAUGACCAUUCCCCACAGUUCCUAGAAAAGGAAAUGCUCCUAAAAAUCCCAGAGAAUGUUCAGCCAGGGACCGUAUUUCCUUUGAAAAUAGCUCAGGACUUGGACAUAGGUAUCAACACUGUGCAGAACUACACAAUCAGCCCCAACUCCCAUUUUCACGUUGUCACUCGUAAUCGCGGAGAUGGCAGAAAAUACCCAGAGCUCAUGCUGGACAAAGCGCUGGAUCGGGAGGAGCAGUCUGAGCUCAGUUUAACCCUCACGGCGCUGGAUGGUGGGACUCCGCCCAGGUCCGGGACCACUGCAGUCCACAUUGAAGUCGUGGACAUCAAUGAUAAUGCUCCUCAGUUUUUACAGUCGCUCUAUGAGGUACCGGUUCCAGAGAACAGCCCCCUAAACUCCUUAGUUGUUGUUGUCUCUGCCCAAGAUUUAGAUGCAGGAACAAAUGGGAAUAUAGUCUACACUCUAUUCCAAGGCAAUGAAGUUACUCAACCAUUUGUAAUAGAUGAAAUUACAGGAGAAAUUCGUCUGAAAAAGGCAUUGGAUUUCGAGGCAACUCGAUACUAUAAUGUGGAAAUUGCAGGCACAGACGGCGGGGGCCUUUCAGGAAAAUGCACUGUAGCUAUAGAGGUUGUGGAUGUGAAUGACAACGCCCCUGAACUUACCAUGUCGACGCUCACAAGCUCUACCCCAGAAAACUCACCAGAGACUGUAGUGGCUGUUUUCAGUGUUUCUGAUCCAGACUCCGGGGACAACGGUAGGAUGGUUUGCUCCAUCCAGAAGGAUCUCCCCUUUCUCCUGAAACCCACAUUCAAGAACUUUUACACCCUAGUUACGGAGAGACCACUGGACAGAGAGAGCCAGGCCGAGUACAACAUCACCAUCACCGUCACCGACCUGGGGACCCCCAGGCUGAAAACCCAGCACAACAUAACGGUGACGGUCUCCGACGUCAACGACAACGCCCCGGCCUUCAGCCAAGCCGCCUACACCCUGCGGGUGCGCGAGAACAACAGCCCCGCCCUGCACAUCGGCAGCGUGAGCGCCACGGACAGAGACUCGGGCGCCAACGCGCAGGUCACCUACUCGCUGCUGCCGCCCCAGGACCCGCAGCUGCCGCUGGCCUCGCUGGUGUCCAUCAACGCGGACAACGGGCAGCUGUUCGCGCUCAGGUCCCUGGAUUUCGAGGCGCUGCGGGCGUUCGAGUUCCGCGUGGGCGCGGCCGACCGCGGCUCGCCGGCGCUCAGCAGCCAGGCGCUGGUGCGCGUGCUGGUGGUGGACGACAACGACAACUCGCCCUUCGUGCUGUACCCGCUGCAGAACGGCUCCGCGCCCUGCACCGAGCUGGUGCCCAGGGCGGCCGAGGCGGGCUACCUGGUGACCAAGGUGGUGGCGGUGGACGGCGACUCGGGCCAGAACGCCUGGCUGUCGUACCAGCUGCUCAAGGCCACGGAGCCCGGGCUGUUCGGCGUGUGGGCGCACAGCGGCGAGGUGCGCACGGCCAGGCUGCUGAGCGAGCGCGACGCCGUCAAGCACAGGCUGGUCGUGCUGGUCAAGGACAAUGGCGAGCCGCCGCUGUCGGCCAGCGUCACGCUGCACGUGCUGCUGGUGGACGGCUUCUCGCAGCCCUACCUGCCGCUCCCGGACGCGGCGGCGGCCGAGGCCCGCGCCGACCCGCUCACCGUCUACCUGGUGGUCGCCUUGGCGUCGGUGUCGUCGCUCUUCCUGUUCUCGGUGCUGGUGUUCGUGGCGGUGCGGCUGUGCAGGAGGAGCCGGGCGGCGUCGGGGGGCGGCUGCUCGGUGCCCGAGGGCCCCUUUCCGGGCCACCUGGUGGACGUCAGCGGCGCGGGGACCCUGUCCCACAGCUACCAGUACGAGGUGCGUCUGACAGAAGGCCCCGGGUCAAAUGAGUUCAAGUUCUUGAAGCCUAUUAUCCCCAAAUUUCCGCCCCAUGGAGCUGUCGAAGAAAUUGAGGAAAACGCCACCUUCCGGAAUAGCUUUGGAUUCAAUUAGGGAUCUGAUCACAAUGCCAUGUGUUUUGCCAUUUAUCUCUAAUUUCCCCAAAUACCGAGUUUGAGAACGUCAUGGAGAAAAACCCCACCUUCAGGUAUGAUUUCCUUUUUGUAGUAAAUUAAUCCUUUGAACUUUAUCUUGUCCAGUUUUGAAAAACUGAAUUAUAUGUCAUUGCAUCUAUUUAUACAGUGCCACCCCAAAUCUAAGCAUGCUCUUGAUUUUUCUGAGAUGUUUGCUCCUGAUGGUAUUUGUCAGGGUGAGCUAUUUUAAUGAAAUCAAAUAUUGUUUUUCUCUGUAUUCUAUUCAUUGUUUCAUCAUACUCUCAGUGUUUUUGAUGCUAAAUAGCAAAACAAAAUGUUUUUACAUAAUUUUGUUUUCAAAGGAAUACGUGCACAUGAUAACAAAUGUAAUGUGUGAGAAAACCUGACAAAAAGCAACAAUAAUCUGGGCACCUGGGUAGCCCCAAUGGUUAAGACUGGGCUCUUGGUUUUGGCUCAGGUCUUGAUUUCAGGGUCAGGAUCUGCCUGUGUGGGGCUCUGGCUCAGAGCGGAGUCAGCUUGAAAUUCUCGCUUUUUCUCUUCCUCUGCCCCUUCCCACCCUCCCCCCACCCCCCGCUCUCUCUCAAAUAAGUAAAUUGUUUUUUUUAAAAAAAGCAACAAUCUUCUAGCUCUGAUCUACACUGGGAAACAUUUUGUUAAACAAACAUUUUUUAUUGAAUUAUACAUACAGAAAAGGGAACAAAUCCUGACAUCAGCUCAAUGUGUUUUAAGAAAGUGAACAUACUUGGUACUGGUAUCUUGAUGAAGAAAUGAAACAUUGCUAGCAUUUCAGGUGCCACACAAAUUACCCCUUAAAGUCACUAGCAGCCCAAGUAUAACAAAUAUCCUGACUGCCAAUACUAUGUUUUAGUUUUUGCCUGUUUUGAAUUUGUAUCAGUGGAAUAGUAGAGUAUGAACUAUUUUGUGUCUGGCUUCUUUCACUGAACAUCAUGUUUCUGAAAUUUGUCCAUGAUAUUGCUUUUAAUUUUAGUUUUUUUAUUAUCAUUGCUGUGUAGUAUUCCAUUGUAUGAAUCUUUCACAAUUUAUUGCCCAUCCUAUUUGGGUUGGUACAAGGUUUGACUGUUGGAAUAAUACUGCUUUGAACAUUCUCAUACAUGUCCUUUGGCAAACAUUUAUAUGCCUUUCUUUGGUGUAUACCUAGGAGUGAAAUUGCUGCUCAUUUACAAAGUACAUGGUCACUUUUAGUAGAUACUUCCAAAUAGUUUUCCAAACUGGUUGUACCAAUUUACACUGCUGUCAGUACAGUCUGGAUGUACCAGUUCCUCCAUAUUUUUGCCAAAACUUGGUAUUUGUUUUUCAUUUUAUCCCAUUGGAAAGUACUUUUAAAUCUUUUAUUUCUAGUUCUUUUUGUAUUCAUUUAUUCAUUACUAAAGAAUGUGUUUGUAACUUUUUCAUAAACUUAAAACAAUUUCCUCAAUUUCCUGCUGUUGCUUAGUACCUAGCACACUUAAAACUUCUCUCAUUCAUCCUUAACAUAUGGCUGUGUCACUGUUUUCCAGUACUUCCCUGCACAAACUGAAAUCUUUUAUUUAUUAUUCCACUAGCAACAUUUAUUGUUCCACUAACAACAGUUCCUUUGCAUUUACUUCUAUGACAGAAUAGAAUACAGUUCUUAUUUUUUUCCUCUUACCUCUUUCUCCCUUACACUUUCAGACCUCUAUCAAAUUAACUUUUACUUUUGUCAAUGUUGAUGACAUUUUUUACUCUACAACCAUAGCUAAGAAUUCCCCCUUUUGUCUGUAGAUCUGUUUUCUGAAAAUCAAUAUUAAAAAUUCACCAUUAAUGACAUAUAAAUUAUGAAUGCCCUGCAGCCAAAGAUCACCAGGAACACAUUGUAUCAGAACAAAGUUGGGUUUAUUGACUUGUUGUAAGGAGGGAGACUGCACAUCCUGGGAAAGCAUGGGUUACCUUAGUAAUAGCGCCUUAAAAAGGAGCAUAGGUUUUGGGCUUGUGUUCAGUGAUUUUGCAUAGAGUUCAAGGAAGUAGCCAUGGAUUAGAUGCUUUCAGUGAAUGGCAGUAAUUCUAUUAUAGGACUCUUACUGAAUUUUAUUUAGGAGAUGAGAAGAACAAAAUGAGGUUAAAGCUGUAACUGGUUUUUUUUUAUUAUUUUUGUUUUGUUUUAAAGAUUUUAUUUAUUUAUUUGACAGAGAGAAACACUCAGAGAGAGAGGGAACACAAGCAAGGGGAGUGGAUGAGGGCAGGGAGCCCAAUGCAGGGCUCAAUCCCAGGACCCUGGGAUCAUGACCCGAGCCUAAGGCAGAUGCUUAACGACAGCCACCCAGGUGCCCCUGUAACUGUUUUUUUAAAACCUGCAUUCACUCAUAAUAAGCUAGGACAGAGGGCUUGGUCAUUUUUUUUUUUUUUUGGUUUUUACAUGUUCUUGUUUUUGUCUCUGCUCAAGCAUGAUCAUGAUGUCAUAUUAUUGUGGUUUUGUUCCAUUUUAUCACAAUGAUCUUUAAUGAUGUUCUGUGAAGUUGUUUAUAUUCAACAGGAGAAGAUCAUGGCCCAUUUGUGGGUGCUAAGCCAGUUCCUAUUUAUAAGAGGCUGAUUUUCUCUUUCUCAAAAUAUUCAUUGCACUAUAAAAUCCCUAGAAGAAAGCACAGGAGAAAAGCUUCAUGACACUGAAUUUGGCAAUGAUUUCUUGGGCAUGACACCAAAAGCAAUGAAGGCAAAAAUAGACAAAUGACACUACAUCAAACUUAAAAAUUUUUAUGCAUCAAAGAACACAGUCAACAGUGAAAAGGCCACCUAUCAAAUGGGAGAAAAUACCUGCAAAUCUUUUAUCUGAUAAGGGGUUAAUGUCCAUAAUAUUUAAGAACUCCUACAACCCAACAGAAACAACAAAAUAUCAAGUAACCUCAUUAAAAAAUGAACAAAGUAAUUGAAUAGACAUUUCUCCAAAGAUGAUGUGCAGAUGACCAACAAAAAUAUGAAAAAAUGCUCAACAUCACUAAUCAUCAGAGAAAUGGAGAUCGAAACCACAAUGAGGUAUUACCUUACACACACAUGAGGAUGACUGCUAUCAAAAACCAGAAAAUAGCAAGUGUUUGUAAGGAUGUAGAGAAACUGGUACCUUUGUGCACUGUUGGUGAGAUUGUAAAAUCAUGCAACUGCUAUAAAAACAGUAUGGAGGCUCCUCAAAAAAUUUAAAAGAGAACUUGUAUAUGAUCCAGCAGUCUCAUUCCUGGGUGUAUAUCUACAGGAAUUGAAAGCAAGGUCUCAAAAAGGUCUUUGUGCACCCAUAUUCAUAGCAGCAGUAUUCACAACUGGCAAGAGAUGGAUGCAACCCGAAUACCCACAUGUGGAUGAAUGAAUAAACAAAAUGUGGUGUGUGUGUAAAGAAUGGGAAUAUUAUUCAGCCUUAAAAAAGGAAGGCAAGCCUAUCACAUGCUACAGCAUGGAUGAACUUUGAACACAUUAUUCUAAGUAAAAUAAGAUAGUCACAAAAAGGCAAAUACUGUAUGAUUCCACUUAAAUCAUGUAUCUAAAGUUGUUAAAUUCAUACAAACAGAAAGUAGAAUGGUGAUUACCAGGGAUGGGGGGAGGAGGAGAAGGGGAGUUUUGUUUAAAGGGUAUGGAGUUUCAAAUUUGCAAAAUGAAAAUGUUCUGAAGAUCGGUUUCACAACAAUGUGAAUAUACUUAACACUGCUGAACUGUACACUGAAAAAUUGUUAUGAUGGUAAAUUUUGUUAUAUUUUUAACUACAAUAAAAUAUGUUGUUCAUUGCAGAACCAUAUU